Molecule: messenger RNA, 2016 nt
Organism: Pogona vitticeps (central bearded dragon)
Lineage: Eukaryota; Metazoa; Chordata; Lepidosauria; Squamata; Agamidae
Source: RefSeq, a predicted model, not a curated record
GAUGCUGCGGCUGAAGGAGGUGGUGGACAAGCAGCGGGACGAGAUUCGGGCGCAAACGCAGGAGAUCCUCUGCAAGACCCGAGACACGGAGGCGCUGCAGGAGCAGCUGAACCGCUUCAUGGCGAUGAACGAGGAGCUCCGGCGCAAGCUGGCCGUCGUCCAGGCCCAGCUCAAGAGCGCCCUGCAGAAGAAGGACGAGGCCGAGAGGGCCCUGCUGGAGGCUCGCCAGGAAGCCCGGCGGUCAGCGGCCCCUCGGGGUCCCGUGGAGCCCUCGGAGGCCGGCCCCUGGGUGGAAGGGGCCUCGGGAUCUAGCGAGAGCCCCCCCAGCCGGGCCCACGAAGGGAGCCCCUUCCCCCAGGAAGAGCUGCGGCAGAUUCUCACGGAGCGCAAUGAGCUGAAGACCAGCCUCUUCCUGGUCCAGGAGGAGCUGGCCUACUACCAGCGGGAACUGCUGAACGACGAACGGAUCCCUGGGAUCCUGCUGGACGCCGUGAGGUCCACCAUCAAGAAGCAGCGGAAGAAGAUCCGGGCCAAGAUGCUGGGGACCGCCGAGGAGCCGGUGAGCAGCGAGGAAGAGGAGGAGGAAGGCGCGUGGCUGGCAGCCCCCCUCGGGGCCACCGUCUGCCCAGACAGCCGCUUGCCGGAGUCCAGGAUCAAGAGCUUCUUCAGCCAGUGGUACCGCAGAAGCAGUAAGAGCAGCCCCACGGACAGUGGCUCUGCUGGGGCGUGGGAGAUUGUGGACCCCGAAGACGUGGGUCUCGAAGAGGAAGAGGGGAGACCCUCCUGCAGCUCCAGCCCCCCAAGGGGGACCCUGCCCUCCCCCUGAGCUGGCUGGGCCUGGGACCUCUCUGGUGACGGGGGGGGCAGGGGGGGCUCCCGGAGGCGACCGCCUGACCUAUGGCUGCUUCUGGCAGGCUGAGGAACAGAGGGAGGAGGGUUGUGGGGGGACAGGAGAGCCGACGGCGUGCGUCACCCUCGCACGCUCCCAAGUCCCAAGGAAGGAAGGAGAGGCAGGGAGGGAGGGAGAGGCCCCUCCCUCGGGGCUCCCUGCCUUAAUGCUUGCUGAGGGGGCUCUCCUGGAUCGGCAGACACCCCCACACACACUUUCUGCCACGUCGGAAAAGAAGCCUUUCUCCUUGAGGAGCAAACAGAGCGGGGAGCCGCCCUGCUUCCCCCCCCCCGUUUUCCCUUGGAAGCUCUCUUUCCAGAGUCUUUCCUGCUCUUGACGUACCAAAGACAGAAACCUGGUUUCAAAGGCUCUCCGUUCAGGUAACGGAGUGGACGGGCGAAGAGCCGUGAAAAUAAGGUGGACUUGGAGGGGCUUCUCUGCCUGCGGUUGGCCUCACCCGCAACAAAAGAGUGCCCUCUGAAGCACAUUUUUUAAAUGUCAGAUUUGGGGAAUUUUAUGAUAAAAAUAUAUUUUUCUACGGCCCACACCCAUUGAGACUGCCAGCACCUAUUCAGGCAAAAAAACAUCUAACUUUUUGCAUCAAAGCAGUCGGUCUCUUUUAAAAAGAGGUGUCAAAAAGGACAGGAGAUGCAGUGAAACCUUUGUUUCACCAGAAACCUGGCAGGGGAAGGACUUGAGGGUUGGGGUACGGCCACAUUUAGGAGUGUGGAAAGCGGUUUUAUUCAGAGUCAGACCCUCCCGGCUGCCCUGGUCGCCUAGCGUUGCUGACCUGGACGGGCGGCUCCCUCCCUCUGAGGUCUUCGGACCCACCUGGAGAUCUGCGCUCUUCCCCCCCACACACACACACACACCCCGACCGGUGGCCUGAACAGACCUUGCCCUGCUUAGGUACGGAAAUCGGGCCAGAUCCGAUGCCUUCAGGGGGGUGGGGGGAGGAUCGUGGGGGAAAGUGUGCGUUCGCUCAGUCGCCUCUGCAUGGACUUCUCUUUCUCCUCUCCUGGUUGGGCCAAAAGGCCCUCCUGUCUGGGACAAAAAGAUGAUGAUGUAUGAAGUGUAGUAAAGCUCAUGCAAUAAAAGCGGGGUCAGCGCCCCUGGUGAUGAUGGAA